Messenger RNA from Drosophila arizonae, 1681 nucleotides. RefSeq lists its product as uncharacterized. The record is from RefSeq and is a predicted model, not a curated record. NCBI's taxonomy places the organism in Eukaryota, Metazoa, Arthropoda, Insecta, Diptera, Drosophilidae.
UAGUAUAACUGUUAGCAUAGCUGAGAUAAACAAUAAAUUGGCAGCCAGCCAGCCGUAGGGCGGCCAGGAAAAGCGCUUGCGACGUGCUCUCUGGCUGGCGCGUCGCGCAACGGACAGCAAACAGGUGGAAUCGUCAACAAAGGCAGCCAGCUGCCAGCGCUGCCUCAGCCAAGAGCAAUGUCAAAGCAGCUGCACCAGCAGCUGCAGCAACAGGAACAACUGAAUACAGACUCCACGUCCGACUACGAGGAGCAGCAGGAGCUGGACCAGCAGGCGGAGCAGGAUGAGUAUGACCCGCUGUCCAAUCUGCUGCGCCUGCAGCUGCGCAAGCCCAGCCACUGGAACUGGGAGCUGAGCACCUCGCGCAGCUGCAGCAACAUAGCACUGCCCCGCAUACUGCUCUACGAUCACACGGGCGCCCUGCUGGUGAACGCGGAUGGGCACAGCGAGCAGACGUACCGGCCCAGCAGCGCGCAGGACUGCAGGCGCAAGCGGGCCUCGAGCAGCCUCAGCAGGAGCCUGCAGCAGGCGCGACUCGCCGGCAGGCUGAAUGGCCUCAGCAUUGGCGAGGCGACGCCGAGCGAGACGCACUCGACCCUCCGCUCGCCCACGAGGCAGCAGCUGACCGGCAGCUGCAUUGAGUUCAGCACCCACGAGCUGCCCGACUGGCAGCCGCUUGAGGUGGGCAGCUCGCGACGCUCGAGCUCGCUGCGCGGCGUGCGGCUGGCGGUGGAGGAGGAGCGGCAGGCCCAGCCGCAGCGCACACAGGAAUCGGCGUACCCCACGCCGCCGUCCACCUCGACGCUAACCACUACGGCGAACUCCUCCUCGUCCGGUCCGCGGGAGAAGCGUCGCUACCGACGCUCGCAUAGCUCCGGCCAGCACUCGAUACUGGAGCGGUUCAGCAUGACGCGCGGGCGGCACUCAUCGCCCGAGUAUGUCCAGGAGCAGGAGCUGGAGCACAGGCCGCGCUAUUACCUCUGCAGCAGCAAGGCGGGCACCCUCGUCAUCCAGGAGGACAGCUUCAGUCGCGUGCGGCAGCGCCGCCGCCGGCAACGGCACUCCUCCGCCGAGAACGUGCUGUCACCUCAGGGCAAGAGCCCCGCGGAUAGCGACGUGCAGGUCACGGCGCACAAGCGUCAACAGUCGCAGCUGCGCUGCCGGCAGGCGCCACCAGUAUCAUCCGACGAGGACGCCGACGCCGACGCCCACAAGCCAUUGGCGAGGCACUCGCGUGGCAGGCGUGGCAAGCGCGCUUGCGGCAAGGAUUCGCCGGCGCCAGAGCUCAUCACGGUCGAUCCAGGCAACUGCAUCUAUAGAGCGGAGCCCUGCGCGACGCAGCGCUGACUCGCGGACGGGAUAUACAGACACUUAUGCUCACGUGAGCGUCGAGACAACUUACUGUUACUUAUAUAUAUACAUAUAUAUGCGCCACCUCCUGCUUUGUUUUGGUCUUGAAAGCCAACUCUAUGUAAAUUAAUGCAAAUAAAAAGAAUAGCACACACAGUGAAUGGCAAAGCUGCGUAUGAUCCACGGGCAUAUCGAAAUACCAUUACGUAUACGCCAUGUGCACGUUUAGCGAUCUGAAUGAACAAAGCAACUAUCGAGGCAGUUGGAUAUGGAUGGACAUGGCCUGGCCUAAUGCUAUAUAAACAGUUUAACUAUCAAGACUUAGGCUUAC